Messenger RNA from Ectocarpus siliculosus, 735 nucleotides. Lineage: Eukaryota; Phaeophyceae; Ectocarpales; Ectocarpaceae. The record is from the annotation of a GenBank genome assembly.
AUGCCGCCCACAGCCCCGCGGGUCGGGGACACCCAGAACCAGGCGUGGAAAAAUGACAAGAGCAAGUUCGGGCUCAAGAUGAUGCAGAAGAUGGGGUGGACCGAGGGCAAGGGCCUCGGCAAGAACGAGGAUGGUGUGUCCGAGCACGUCAAGGUGUCCAAGAAGUCCAACAACCUGGGGCUAGGAGCGACGCACGACUCGUCGGGAGCCGCGGGCUGGGCGAGCGCAGCGGACGUCAAGGGCUUCAGCGCGGCGGAACUGCGAGCCAUCCUCGGCCAAGCUGCCACCACCGCCGACCCCUCGCUCCCCUCGUACCCGGUAGUUCGGGGCGGCUACGGCGCCGAAGCAGCGGCUGCAGCAGCAACAGAUCCGAAAAUCUCGAAGAAAAAGUCCUCCAACAAGAAAAGCAAGGGAUCCAAGUCGACGACGCUCGACGCGCCGCCGCGCCGGCCGCGCACGCGAUCGAUGGACGAAACCGCCCCCCUCGCUGAACCCGCAGCCAUCGUCGGCGGAAAGAGGCCGAGAGACCAACCCGUCGAUCACGCAGGGGAAGGCGAAGAGGCGGAGGGAGAAGCGGCGGCAAGUAGUACCACCGCCAGCGCACCGCGCAAGUCCAAGAAGAAAAAGGGCGGAGCGAGCGAGGGGGAGGGGGAGGGAUGCGAGACAGCGCCGGUCGCCGGGAGCAGCAAGGAUAAGAAACGAGCGAAGAAGAGCAAGAAACACAAAGGCCGAUGA